Messenger RNA from Oncorhynchus keta (chum salmon), 2762 nucleotides. RefSeq names its product transmembrane protein 150A-like. The transcript is spliced from 9 exons. NCBI's taxonomy places the organism in Eukaryota, Metazoa, Chordata, Actinopteri, Salmoniformes, Salmonidae. The coding region runs from base 606 to 1427 and encodes 273 amino acids. The record is from RefSeq and is a predicted model, not a curated record.
GAAACACCACUGCACCAAACUCAUUCAAGAAAAAUGAAUAGAAAAGAAAACGACAUAAACCGCUAUUCUCGGGUGGCAGGUCUGUUGUAGUGCUCUGCGGACUAAGUAAAAGCAUUGAAUGCAGUUGUGACAACGAUUCUCAGAACUAGUGGCGAUCCAAGAACUUCACCUCAUCUCACAACAGCAACGAGUCAUCUGUAGAUGUGCUUAUAAACAAAGCCACAUAUCAGUGACUUAUGAAGAGCAUGUACAGAGCUUUUAAUUAAUGAUGAACGGACAUUUUGCAUCUUUACGACAAGCAAGAAUUGUAUAUGAUUUGCUUCGAAACACGUUAAGCAAACGACCAGAGAAGAAAUCUACACUUCUGGAAAAUGUUCUGGGACAUAUCUUUUUCCGGAUUUGGGAGAACUAGCUACAGAUCUUGAACGAUUUCCUAGAAAGAUUCUUAAUCAGUCCUGAUGUUUGCUAUGGAAGGCAUGCCUGUUAUGGACUGCCUGAAGGACUUCAAUCACUGAAGUUGAAGAGGGAGAGAGAAGUGGAUUUAUCCCAUUUUUUCAUCGGGAGGUACAGGUACCUAGUGGACCACAUAGACCAAAGUGAUCAACAUGUCUAUUUGGGUGAUCAUACCCAUCAGCCUUCCUGUCCUCACCAUCACUGGGAUAUGGGUUGUAUAUGCCAUGGCCCUCUACAACCAGCAUGUCUGCCCCGUGGAUAACUGGCUGUAUAAUCAGUCGUGUGAGGAGAAGCUGUCUCUACAGAGGGGUCCUGAGCUGUGCUGUACCCUGGACAAUGUCCCACUCAUCAGUAAGUGUGGCACCCUUCCCCCUGAGAGUUGCUUCUUCAGCCUCAUCUGCAGUACCGGAUCCUUCAUGGUGAUUUUGAUAGGGCUGCUGCGGUAUGCCCACGUCAUAGAGAAGCACCAGAACUGUGUCCUUAACACUGCCGGCCUUUCCACUGGCUGGAUCUGUGCUGCAGGACUCAUUAUGGUGGGCAACUUCCAGGUGGAUUAUGCCAAAGUGCUUCACUACGUGGGUGCAGGGGUGGCUUUUCCCACCAGUAUCCUGUUUGUGUGUCUGCAGUCAGCCCUGACCUACCGGCUGGCGAAGACCCAGAGAGAAUAUAACGUGGGCCACCUUCGACUGGGGAUGAGCUUGCUAGCCUUCAUCGCCCUGGUCUUCAGCGGUGUCUUCUUUGUCCAGGAGAGCUUUGCCCUGCAACACGCCUCCGCCAUCUUUGAGUGGCUCUUCUGCAUCAUCAUCAUGCUCUUCUUUGGGACCUUUGCCUUUGAGUUUGGGGACAUGUCCGGGGAUACCCUUAUGGUGCUGGCCAGAGGGGGUGUCCAGGGCUUUUCCAGCAGUGACCACAAGGCCGAGGAGGCAGGAGGGGCCAACCACCACUACCAACCAGAUGGCAUAGCAAUGCUGUAGGCCUAUCAAAGGCAGGCUUCUGUGCCCACUGACCAAUCACAAACAGGGUUGGAGUGGGAAGAGUGGAUCACUGACCAAUCAUAGACCACCAAAGGGCAUGAGGACGACACACCCUCCAAAUGGACCUGCUCUGUAUUGCACAUAGCUAAAGCACCCAAAGCUUUUCUAACCAUUGACCAAAGACUAAUAUCAUGUUAUUGCCAUAUUUGCACUGCGUUGCAGUAGACAGUACAGGGUGGAUUGCAAACAUAUGUUACAAGUGCCUUUUGGAAGGAACACAGGCAGUUGCACACACACACACACACACCUUCCCUGUCUUUUCCUUUCAUCAUUAGGUAAUCACUCUUGAUUACGAGAACUUGUUCGCUUGCCGUGUAUCAGAUCCAAUGUCUUGAUUGAGUGCCUGAAAAAUCUUUAAUGACUAAGCAGAAUAUGACUGGGUCAGUACCUGUGUUAUUAUGUUUGGCCAUUCAGACACUGAACUCUGCAUCGCAUUGUUUCUACUCAGGAAAAUCUGUUACAUCACCAGCUGUUCAGUGCCUUUUAACAGGAAAUUAAAGGGAAGUUAAAGUCAAACAAAAGAGGUUGUUUUCUGUGCUCAGAGAUAUUUGUUUUAUAUCAGACGUUUCAUUGUUGUAUUGUAUGAAAUAUAAGCAAAUAGGGUAAAGGGGAGGUUCUGUUCGGGUGUAGUGACCCUUGUUGUUUAAUUUUGUGAGGGACUCUGCGAAAGGAGUCUGAAAACCUUUAUUUGGUGUUGUGUGUUACGCAUUGAAACCAGUAGAGGGCGCCCUGAUCAAUGGUUUUGUUGCAGUGUCAUCCGAUGCAGAGAAAGUGUUACAGUGAGAAAGAAAGCAAACCAGAGAAGUGAAUCACUUUGAACGUGUAUCCUUGUACCAAAUUGAUGACAAGAAGAAGAAAUGUUAAUACAAACAUGUUAUUUUAUGUAUGCUGUUCAAUUCUUCAGGUAUUAAUGCAAAUAUAGACACAGUUUUUACUUGAUCUAAAUCUGUCUAUUUAUCGUCUAGAACCUGUUUUUUUUUAUUAUUAUUUUUUUUAUCUCUGAGCUGUCUUCCAUCUAGUCAUUGGUUCAUGCCAAUCGGAUCAAUUGCUGUUCAAGCAGGCAGAGAUACAAAAUGUAUCACACCGGCUAUGACAAUUAGCGUUUUGAAAGUUCCAUAUCUUGAAAACUUGAUUUCUGACAUGCAAGGCAUUUUGGGACUGUGUCAACAGUGGACUAAUGAAACAAAUACCAAGAGAUAGUUUGAGUGGAUUAUUACUUUAAGGUGAGCAUUAUCAAUGCACCAGCAAAGAAUAAAACCCUUUUCUGAGAAUGAA